GAAGCGAGGCAGUACCGUACCCGCGGCGGACAUUACUAUAACUUCCGUUUGCAGCCAUGACCUUCAGGACGCGAUGUUUCCAGCUGCUCCUGCUGUCGUGCUGUGUGACAACCUGCCUGUUGCAGAUAGACGAGAGAGGCUUCACGGGUACGGAGACCAACGACGGGGUGUGGGUCGGCACCAGAGCCAAACAAGUCCUGAGCAGCCGACUCACCACCGUCUUCCUCCCCAUCAUCUACAUCAUCGUGUUUAUUGUGGGGCUGCCCACCAACGCCAUGGCGAUCUGGGUGUUCCUGUUCAGGACCAAGAUCAAGCACCCGUCGGCGAUCUACAUGGCCAACCUGGCUCUGGCCGACCUGCUCUUCGUCAUCUGGGUGCCCUUGAAAAUAGCGUACCACUUCAACGGCAACGACUGGAUCUACGGAGCGGGGUUGUGCAAAGUGCUGGUGGCGUUUUUCUACGGCAACAUGUACUGCUCCAUCGCCUUCAUCGCCUGUAUAAGCAUCCAGCGUUACUGGGCUGUGGUGUACCCGCUGUCCCAGCAGCGGAACAGCAACUGUUUGGCGGUUUCCAUCUCCGUCACGAUCUGGGCGGUGGUCUGGCUUCUCACGAUCCCCCUCUACCUGUACGAUCAAGAGGUCCGUGUAACGAACCUCAACAUCCUCACCUGCCAUGACGUCACCAGGCCCAGUCAGAAGAAGAUAGCGGCGGGCUACUUCCUGACAAUGGGAACACUGGGAUUUGUGGUUCCCACCAUGGUGUGCAUCAUAUCCUACGUCCUCAUGCUCAAGUCUCUCAGGAACAGCAUGGCGGACCCCACCAUCGCCAAGAAGCGACGCAAGGCCGUGGUGUUGAUCGUCACCGUGUUGGUGAUGUUUUUGGUGUGCUUCGCCCCCAGUAACAUCAUGCUGCUGGUGCACUACAUCCACCUGUUGGGCGGGGCCACCAACAACAUGUACGGCUUCUACAUCACCACCCUGUGCUUGGCGAGUCUCAACAGCUGCAUUGACCCUUUCGUUUACUACUUCAUCUCGGAGGAAUUCAGGGAGCACGUGAAGAACACGCUGCUCUGCAGGAGCGAGAGGACGGUGGAGCGGAUGAGGGUUUCCUUCAGCGCCCUCAAAUACUCCAAGAAGAGAAACGUGUACACGUCUGAUUCAGGGAAGACGCAGAGCUCUGAUUGCUGAGCUCAUCCCGGAUCAUUAAACUGAAAUAAAGUGGAUUUCUUCAGGGAGAGUCGUCUGUGGCGAUGACCUCCGAGAAAUUUUGAGCUGUCUUGGUUUUGUAAAUGAAGUUUAUUUUUAUAUCAUUUAUAAUACAACUGUUUCUUUGAUGGAGUUUGAUUUUAUUGCACUUGGAUAUGAGCAUUUGCCUUUGGUCAUUUUAUUGUGUCUAAUCUUCUGUGUUGACAUUUUAUUGAGAUGAACUGUAUUUGCUUUGAGCCUUGACCUGAAAUGGGCAAAGUUCAGGAUAUCAUGAGCUUGUAUGUGUUUUUUAAAGUAAUAUUUUACAGUUUGCUAAUAAAAGUAA
Molecule: messenger RNA, 1530 nt
Organism: Seriola dumerili (greater amberjack)
Lineage: Eukaryota; Metazoa; Chordata; Actinopteri; Carangiformes; Carangidae
Gene: f2rl1.1
Product: proteinase-activated receptor 2-like
Exons: 2
Coding region: 57-1187 (376 amino acids)
Biological process (GO): phospholipase C-activating G protein-coupled receptor signaling pathway; thrombin-activated receptor signaling pathway; positive regulation of Rho protein signal transduction
Cellular component (GO): membrane
Molecular function (GO): thrombin-activated receptor activity
Source: RefSeq, a predicted model, not a curated record